Molecule: messenger RNA, 11817 nt
Organism: Xiphophorus couchianus (Monterrey platyfish)
Lineage: Eukaryota; Metazoa; Chordata; Actinopteri; Cyprinodontiformes; Poeciliidae
Gene: gpatch8
Product: G patch domain containing 8
Exons: 8
Coding region: 6200-10633 (1477 amino acids)
Cellular component (GO): nucleus
Molecular function (GO): nucleic acid binding
Source: RefSeq, a predicted model, not a curated record
AGAAACUGCAGCUGCGUUCAGAAAAUGGCCGACAGAUUUUCUAGGUUCAACGAAGAGCGUGAUUUCCAGGGUGGGAAUCACUUUGACCAGUAUGAAGAAGGCCAGUUGGAGCUGGAGCAGGCGUCCCUGGACAAGCCUAUCGAAUCGGUAAGGUUGCAUUCAUCGUCCCUCACCAUUGGACCAGCUGUGAGAGUGGAUAUGAUUGGUCCAGGGAGGAAUAAGAACCACACCUUUACUCCAUGCUGUGUAGAUGCAUCUAGUGUUUUCUUGAACACACUUGGCACCUAACCCGUAGAAUCACUCGUCCAUUAAUACCCUUUAAUUCACUCCCACUUCUCAUGACCCCGACCUACUUCAUUUCUUCUGUGACAUAUAAAAAAAUGAUUUAUAUUCUAGAUCUUUCUGUUAGAUGUGCAGCCCACAUAUAACCAUUAGUUUUUUUUCUUUGUAACAGUCUAAUAUUAGUCAUUGUUAGUCAUCUUAGCAGAGAUAAACCUGAGAUGGACCUAUAAGCAUGAAGUGGAUGAAGCACUGUCAUAUUGGCUGUUAUCUCAACAUUGUAGCUGCUCAACAAUAUAAAACAAAGUAAUUUGGGGGGGAAAAACAUAUUUGAAUAUUUCACAGCACUUUUAUUUGGAAAUUCUGCUAUCAGAAAUGAAGCCACAUUAGAUUUCAGUUUAAGAAAAGUUGUAUAUUUAAUAUUUUUUGCAUUAAGUAGAAAUGAUUAUUUAGCAAAACAAGGCAGUGCUUAUUCCAUGUUCUUUUUUUAAAAGAGGGUGCACAUUAGAUGGUGUGAAUGGGUACAUUUGUGUUUGACUGAGUGUUUGUUUAUGUAGUUUUUAGAAUGUACGUGUUGGUGUAUAGCAUUUGUAUUUAUAGGACAGUUAUCUUAUUGUACACAACUUGGGGUGUUCGACAUUUCUCUCCUGCAGCGAAUUGGCCCCCUAUUAGCUAAGCAGCAAUGACCCGUGAUUCGGUGUACAGUACCCUCUGUCAUUCUGUGCUGGCAUGGUGCUUGUGCAACUGGGACUGCAUUUUACGCUGAAGAGGCAUAUUGAUAAUAGCGCAGGCAGCUCUCUUUUUCUGUCUUCCUCACUUUCUCCACCCUUCUUUCUGUCUUAAGCAUUUUGGUGAGCAGGCCAAACUCAGAAGUCCUCAAAAGUACCAGGAAACUUUUUCUCAAGAUUAUUAAUGCACUUUGUGAACCAGUCAGAUAGGGUCAGCAAUCCUGGAUCUCAAGCUUACAUUUUUUUUGAUAAUACUGAUAAUACUGUUAUUGUUGAAGACAAAUUAAAAAGUUAACUUUGAAUAGCUAAAUAAAGCUAGCCAAUGUGAGCAGGUAUUUCUGCAAACUUUUAUCUUGAAUUUUUAUUUAAUAAUCAGUAGGAACUGUAGUACAAAUAUGAAACUCUACUUCCAUUUCAUUUACACACUAUCUUGUAUCUGUUUUUAGUUUAACACGUUUGUCAUAACUUUGAGCGUCAGAAUGAAACACUCUCCCAACCAAACAAAACCAGUAUUUUGUCCAUGUGGGUGGUGGAGAAGUAAGAGGACAAGUAAGAGAGAGUGGUGGCCUGCUCACCUAGCUUUACCUAGCUGUUUUGCUCCUGCGCUAUUAUUUGUGGAGGGGGGCUGAGGAGCAUGCUGCAGCACCACACAGCUCCUCACACAUCUGUGGAAAAAACAGAAGCUGAGAAGUGUCACCUUAUCACCACUAUCAGGUUUCCUGUUAUAAUUUUUUGGUGCUCUAAAACAAGACACUCUUUAGUAUCAGAUGUAAAAUGGAUUUUAAAAAAUCUGAGAUGCUUUAAUUGGUAUAGUAAACGAUAAAUAUAACUUUUUUUUUUAAGUUAGCUUAAAAAAUAGAGAGCAAUAGAAAUGAUUAGCUUUUUACUUUUAAGCUCUUAGCCCACUAAUGCAGAACCUUAGAGCUGUUCAUAAGUGCUUCAACCCAGCUUUUCAGAACCCCUCCUUUGCCAUUAUUUGUGUGUGAAUUAUAGGCAGCUAGAGAUCUGUGGUAUUUUAUUGGGAUCUUUUUUAAUUCUUGUCUUACCCCUUUUGGUCUUUGCUAUUUUUCUCCUAACACUGUUUUGCAUUGCAUGUGUUAACUUGGUAGCAUUAAGCACUAUGUGCUCUCAACACUCUGUGUUGUUGUUGUUGUUUUUUUUGUUUUUUUUUUUAACUCGGACUCAUUCCUUAUUGUCUUUUAUCUCCCCCAGUCCCUUAAAUCUAUCAUCCACCUUCCUCCCUCCUAUUUGAUCCGGUACCACAGCGAUAUGCAGUGGGCAGCCUCAGAGCCACAGAACAUGAACACUCACAGGAAGGAAACAUCUGUGAAUCCCAUAGAGAAACUAAAUUCAAGUCAAGAAGUUACUGUACAUGUUUUAAAUGCGUACAUGUAGUUACUGUGGCUCAAUAUGCUAUUUAAACCAUAGUUGUAUGAGUCAUUUUAAGUUUGUAGAGCUUAAUAUUGUUGAAAGUAUUGAACCAAAUACUUUCUCUUUUUAAAAAGACUUAUCUUCUUAAAUAUUAAACCACACACAGGAAAAGGCAUCAUUUUAAUAUUCAGUCAUUAAUUUUAGCACUACUUGAUUCACUUUUUGCGCAGGCUUUAAUGAUGUGAACAGAAGUUAUGAUUGUUGAAUGGUGUUGACUAAAAACCCAAUUCUAAUCUCAAAUGCUUAAAUGUUAAAUAAAAUAAGUGAGGGGGAAAAUUAAGAAAUGAACAAAACAGAUGAUCUAUCACAGUAUUUGCGAUAGUCUGAAGUAUGUCCCAUCUUUGAAAUUGGGGCUUCAGAAUUAUAAGGUAAGUAUGUUUUUGAAUUUUUAUAUGUAAAUUAGUUAUUUUAAUAAGACAUUUCUGUUUUGUUUUUUUGUUUUUUUUUAAAUUUCUCAACAUAUUUGAUAGUAGAAUCUUAAACUUUAUUUUUCUUGGUAAAAUAGAAGGCACCCAGGCCUUCUGUUUCACUCGCUUAGCUUGUUACUCCAAAGCAGUUGUUUUUGCUUUGUCUCACCUGUCACAUCUGACACUAUGACCAGUAUGUUCAGAUGUCUGAACUAAAGAGACUGCAAGGAGUUAAGAGGAGCAGAGCUUGCCCAAAAGCAGAUGCUCUUUGGUCUGGGCCUUUAGGAAAUGACAAAUGUGUGAUCUGUUUCUAAAGUAAAAGAUUUAUAUAUAUUUAGGCAUGAAUACAUGUAACCAGGAUUCUUGAUCCUGAAGGUGGAUGAUUGCACAUAUUUUCCCAUUAAAAACAGCAACCACUAAAUAACUACAUUCUCUGAGGUCUCUAGGUGGGGUCCCCUGCAUAUCACUUCCCUUAUCCAUAUCUUUUGCCAUGCACUGUGCCAAUGACAGCACAUUGCACACUUUUAUAAAAAAAAAGCCCUUGUAGAUUUUUUUUGUUUUAACCUUUUGUUUAUUUUUUCCUUUUCUCCUGUUUUAACAGUCAGUUGGUGGAUUUAUUGAAAUGUCUGCCUUUUCUGUUUGUAUACAGUAUAAUGUUUGUUUCAAGGCAGAGAGAGAUUUGUAUUUUUAAGACCUAGAGAAGCUAGCAGAAUUGCAGUUGAAAGCGUUUGGUCGGUUUCUUACGUUGUGUCACGUGUGACUGUUUUUUUGACAGCCCAGUAUUUUAAAGCCAGGUUCGUAUGGAAAUGCCUUCACUCCACUUGCACUGCUGUUGGACUCGCCGUCGUUGCUUUCAUCCGUCUGUCUAUUCUUUUGGUGCACUCAUCUGCUGUCCCAACACCCAGCGUACACGUCAUCUCUGGCCACCAACCUCCAUAGAGUUCAUUUUGACCUAAUCUGUUUACAGUCAAUAGAUGCACACUGUUGCUGCCUCCAGCCUGCUCUACCUGGUUUGUUACUACAUUCUCCAAAAAUGAUUUGAAAUAUGGCUUAAGAUUUAAUAUUUCAGAUUAUUUAGCUGGACUGUUUUUGUCUGGUAUUUCCCAGUUCAUAGUUCUGAGUGAAUUUUAUUUAUUUUUCCUUUCAAGCAGCAUAUGAACCUCUGCAAAUGAUUAAAUAUUGGCAUACAUAAUGUUUCUGCACCUCGACACUGUAGCAAAUAAUUAGGAGACAGAGCGAAUGACGGGAAUAAUAUUUCCCAGAAACCUCACUUAGCUUUUCAGUACUGGGAAAGAAUAGAAAACUGCUAAACUUUAACAAGUCAUGCCUAGUUAGAUGUGUUGUUUCCUCUCUGCCAUGUGAUGUCCAGCACUAAUUACUUUUUUAUCGCUUCCUGUGGAGGAAAGGAUCUAAAUAAAACAAAGUACACAGGGUUUGGAAAAGCAUGAAUUGGAGGACAAAAUAACAGGACAACAGGAAGUGAGACUCUCAUUUCUUUAGAUAGCAGGAGGCACAAAUCAGUCACAUGGAUUUGUUUAUUCUAGUCAUCAUGGUAUGGCAUUUUAUGAUCUAAUAAUACAGCUAACUUUAGUUUUCUCCUUGAAAUGCAUUAAGGAGAGCAAAACCUGGUGACAAUAUGUGACUUAAAACGAAGGAUUAAGUCGAAUUUCCUCCACUUGCACCAUUGUGGACAGAGAUGCGAUGUGUGCCGUGUGUUUGAGGCCACCACUCCCUUCACAUGCUCUAACCUCUUACAAACCCAGCUCACUUCCAUCACCCGAAAACCCACCUUCAUCAUGGCUCAGCCUGCACUGUUCUGCCAAUUUUCCUGACCUCUUGUCAAACAGACCUAAUCAAGCAUUGUUGAGCCAUCCUCCCUCACUGUGCCUGAUCCAUCCGAUACUAACUCAGCUGGAGUUUUGUUCACCUGUCCUCUACUCCCCUUCCCCAACCACCCGACUGUAUGUGUACCACUCACAGUGCGCUUACUAACACCGACGACCCUUUUUGUUAAAACAAUUUAACAAAAAGCUGCAUGCUUUUUUUUUUGUUUUAGUUUUAUUCCUUCCCCUCACUUUCUGUUUGUGAAAGUCGACGUCAGUCUCUUUGUGAUUAUAAAUAUCCUUUCUGUUUGGUUUGUAUGGUUUUUUUUUUUGUUUUUUUUUUUUGGAUAGAAUGCAGCAUUCUGGUGAAUGUUAGACAAGCUUGGAAUAGUUAUAAUCACAACAGAAAACACUGCUUAUAAAGAAAUGUCACUGUUUCUUGUUUAUAUGUGCUUGAGGAUGUACUAUAGUGUGUAGUGGUGGGAUGGUCUUGCAUUUCACUUUAAUGUUUUUGUUACCUCGCUUACCAAUACUAGUGAAAUAACAUGACUUGCUCAAUGGCCCUACAGUGUACUAAAAAAUGCUCUUGUGCAUGUUUUUGAAUGUCUCUCAAACUCCUUUUGCUCAUUAUCAGUUGUCAGAUCCAACCAAGAUUGUUGAUUAUAGGAAUCUUGAGCAGAAAUGUGAAAAUGUGUAUAGGUUACAGCAGAUUUCCAAAUUGUUGCUCAUUGUUGGUGUGAAAAUGGUUGGAAUCUGACAAGUCAUGAUGUAAAUGCAGGAAGCGUCCAAAAAUGUGCUCAACAGUCAUUUUGGUAUAUCUAAUGGGUUUCGAAGUACACUGUCGUCCUUUUCAUCUGCACACCCACUGAGCCCUUCACACAUGCAUAAUCAGUCCACUCUGGGCCUUGUAAUGGUAAUCCAAGGCCCAAAAGCUCCACUUCUGUCUGUUUCUUUUGCUCUAUUUUUGUGACAGCUGAAUGUCUCAUGGUGCUCCCCUUGUCAUGGUUACGGAAUCACAGCAAGCUUGGAGUUUCUGGUCUUCAUUUUGUUAUUGCUAGAUUUCCAUACCUGUUCCGUGUCGCUUUUCUUUGUGUACGAAGAUCCUGCGCUGUAGUGUGUCAUAUAUGUAUGCGUGCGAUACAUAUAUUGCCCUCUCCUUCCUCCUCCUCCUUCUAACUUCUUACAUAGUGGAUGUUAUUUGAUGUGUUUAUCUUGAUAAUAAAUGAUAGUUGUUUUUCUUUUUGCCUGAAAAACGUCUUUUUGUUUUUUUCAAAAUACACUCAUGAUGUAGGAGUAAACCCUGUAGGUUGCAGACCACAGAGACUCAUGCAUUUACUUAACAUAGAGGCAAUCUUACCCUUCAACUCAAGUCUCCCAGCCUUUUUAUCCCUCUCCCCAACUGCCCUAACACUCCUUAUGCUGGAGGACACUGAUUGUUACACGCUGUAGGUGAUGACAAUAAUGAUAAUGGUGAUGGUGGUGGUGGUUGUGCUUAUGAUGAUAGUGUGAUUUGAGUGUUUUGUAUGUCUUGAUGUUUUCAUCCAUGCCCACAGGGUAUAGCUCCUCUUAUUAUUGGAAUAUUUUUGGUUUUUUUCUCCUCUCUCCUCUCUGCCAGGAUAACAUCGGGCACCGGCUGCUUCAGAAACAUGGAUGGAAGUUGGGGCAAGGACUUGGCAAGGCCAUGCAGGGACGCACCGACCCUGUGCCCAUUGUUCUUAAAUAUGAUGUCAUGGGGAUGGGCCGAAUGGAGAUGGAGCUGGACUAUGCAGAGGAUGCCACAGAGAAGCGGAGAGUGCUUGAAGUGGAAAAAGAGGAUACAGAAGAGCUGCGGCAAAAAUACAAGGACCAGGUGGAAAAAGAGAAAGCUAUCGCAAAAGCUUUGGAAGACCUGAGGGCGAAUUUCUACUGCGAGCUUUGUGACAAGCAGUACACUAAACACCAGGAAUUUGACAACCACAUUAACUCGUACGACCAUGCCCACAAACAGAGGUUAAAAGAGCUAAAGCAGAGAGAGUUUGCUCGCAAUGUGUCCUCCCGCUCUCGGAAAGAUGGAAAGAAGCAAGAGAAGAUGCUGCGUCGACUGCAUGAGUUGGCUGAGCAGAGGAAACAGGACAAACAGAACCGCACUCCUGGAAGUGGCCCCAUGUUCAAAACAACCACAGUUGCUGUUGACGGUGAGAAAGAAGGAGAUGGGGAUGGCGUGCCACUUGAGAACCCCGUUUUUACAGAUUCCAUUAUUGAAGGUUCACCGUCAGAGAAAACUGGCCAAUCUUCCCCAAAGCCCAGCCCAACUUUAAAUUUUUCUCUGGGGAAGAACACAUCCACAUCCUCAUCUUCAUCUCCAACCCCUACUGGCGCAUCAAAAGUCAGUGUAUCAUUCUCUUUUGCAAAGAAAGCCCCAGUAAAGUUGGAGACGGCAGCGGCUGUGUUUGCUGAUCCUGGCGAGGAGGCUGUGGAGGAAGAGGAGAAUCAGGAAGGGGAAAAGGCUGGAGGACAAGAGGAGACAUCUGGCUGCAGCACAGAGAGUCCCAGAAGAGUACCUGAAGGAGAUGAAGGAGGGGAGAAAGGUGGUGCAGCUGGGGCAGAAGAUAUCCAGCAGCCUGAUGAUGGAGGCUCCUUGGCCUCAACUUUGAACAAACUUAAGAUGAUGAUGAAAAAGGAUGAAGGAUUUUGUGGACAAGAACCACAGUACUACCAUUACGUCCCACCAGCUCAUUGUCGUGUAAAGCCCAACUUCCAGUUUUUGUUGUUCAUGAAGGCUUCUGAGCAGUGCCAGAGCAAAGAUGAUGAGGAUGAAGAUGAAGUAGAGGAAGUUCAAAAAUCUGAAGAAAGCUCUGAUCCAACAGAGUCCAAAGAAACUGAGUGUAAAACUGAACAAGAACAAGGUGAGGAUGUGUCAGCAACUGAACCAGAACCAUCUCCUUUGUCGCCUAAGGUGAAGACGGAGGACAAGAUCUCUUCUUGUGAGCAAGAGACGGUUUCAACUGCUCCCACUUCUCCUACUCAGAAAGCAGAGAACACACAGAGCACACUCGAUACAAACACUGGUCCAAAAGUCCCAAUGGGUCCCUUCUUCCCCGUCCUGAGUAAAGAUGAAAGUACCACUUUACAGUGGCCUACGGAGCUUCUUGAAUUUACAAAAGCUCAGCCUUCACUAUCUUACAGCUGUAAUCCUCUCUACUUUGACUUUAAGCUUUCAAGAAAUAAAGGACUGCGUGGUGGGAAAUCAGCAAAGUCCCUCAAGCCUGGAGAAGAGGCUGAUGACAAAGGACAAGUUGUGGCUACUUCAACAGCUGAAGCCACUGAACCCGAACCUGAAGCAUGCACUGAUAAAGAGACGCCUGAGAUGAAGGAAAAUCCCAGCAAGCCAGGACCCGAUGAGCAAAAUCCCACGACUGCCAGUAGUAGCACGAAAAAGAAAAAGAAGAAGAAGAAGCAUAAGAAAUCGGGAAAGCAUUCAAAACGCAAAGGAAAAGAAAAAGAUGCAGCUGGUGAUGCAGAAGAGAAUAUGGAGGCAACGCAAGAAAAGCCUAAAAAGAAGAAGAAACACAAACGGAAAAAGAGCAAAAACAAAGCUCAAGAUCAAGAAGAGGUGGCAGGUGAUGACAAAGAAAAAGUUAAGCCAAAGUCAGAAGAUAAAGCUGCUGGUUCCUCUGUUCAGUCCACAGCUGGAAGAACAACAGGAGCAGAGCCAGGUAAAAGGAAACGCGCUGCAAAAGAAGUGCCUUCUAAAUCUGGAGCAGAACAAGGAGGAAGUGGAAAAAAUAACGACAAGAGCAACUCCUCAGAAGAUCACGGUAGCUCUAAAAGACAAAAAACGGACUCGAGCGGAUCGCAAAACGCGUCAUGUUCUACCUCUGCUCAGAAAAGUCCAGGUCACGGUAGACCACCCAGCAGCGAGAGUGAGGAGGAAGGUGGCUCCAACACCCAGCAUUCACGUCAUCACAGGUCCAGCCCACGAGAGCAGCGGCGCCACCACAGCGAAGAGUCCAGACGGUCCCACAGCCGCUCAUCAAGGCGGGGAGAACGACGCGGCAGCAGCCGGCGGCGGCAUCGUGGCCAAACCUCCCGCAGUCGCUCCUACUCCAGCAGUUCUGGGCGCUCCUCAGCAAGAAGUAGCGCCUACAGUCACCGCAGCCGCAGUUACUCCGACAGCUACAGUGACUACAGCACGGAAGGCCGCCGGCGGAGGCGCUCUAAACGUUCAUCUGACUCAGAGUAUGAGCGGCGGGGCAGUCGAGGUCGCAGGCGAUCCAGAAGACAUCAAUACUCCUCUUCAUCCUCGGACGAUUCCCGCUCUCGUUCUCGCAGCUACAGCAGGAGGAAGAGGCACCGGCGGCACCACCACAGCAGCUCGAGAAGCUCCAGCAGCUGGAGUCGCAGCACCAGCACAAGAUCCUGGAGGCGAAGCUAUAGCCGGAGCCGAAGCUCAGCGAGUCGCUCCUCCAGUUCCAACAAAGGCUCGCCUCACCGACGGAGCACCAGGGGUCGGGCAGACAGCGACACAAAUCGCAGAGACUUCAACCGCUCUCGGAUUUAUCGCUCGCAGUCUCCCCGCACGUCAUCGCGAAGCCUCAAUCGGAGCCACACAUCCACUUCCCAGACUUUGAGGCCAGUCGGGUCUCGUGAUGCAGGGGAACACAAGAACAUGCUCACAGCGCGGCAGCUGCUCGAGAGGGUUCAGUCCAAGAAAAGUUCAGAGGAUUCUGCCUCCGGAACGAAAUCUGGGAUUAAGAUUAAGGAUCCACCACAGGGUUACUUUGGUCCUAAAUUACCACCAGCCCUGGGAAGCAAAGCCAUGUUGCCCCUCUUUGGUAAGCUGCAAGCAGGGAAGAAACCUUCGAUUCCCCUAACGAGACCCGAUGAGGGAGAGAAAUCAGGAACGGGGAAGGGUUCUGAAGCGGAUGGAGAGGUUAUCCUAGUAGAACCUAUAAGGGAGUUCCCCCCUCCUCCACCACCUCCAGCGCCACCAGUGCAGAAGGUCGAGGAGGUGCAGCAGAACACAGCAACACAGGAAGAGACACAGCAGCAGUCAGCUACAGAAGAGCAAGUACACCAAGAACCACAGCCACUCUUUGAACAAGAUCCUUCCAUGAUUAUGCCCCAGUAUCAAGCAGAUCCAGGUCAAGACCCCUCCCAGAACCCCAUGAUGGAGUCCAUCAUGCCUGAAAUGCAACAACAGCAGCCGGUGCAUGGUUACCCCGUUUACCACCCCUCCAGUCUGGAGGAAGAUGGCAUCGAAGCGGAGGAGGAUGGCCUGGCGCCAUUGGAGAGUCAGCCAAUCACGUUCACGCCAGAGGAGAUGGAGAAGUACAGCAAGCUGCAACAGGCGGCGCAACAACACAUUCAGCAGCAGCUUCUGGCCAAGCAGGUCAAGGCCUUCCCCUCGGCUGCUGCUGCCGCCGCCGCCGCUGCUGCAGCAGCUGCUAACUUAGCCCCGGCGCCCCCUCCACCAGCCCUGCAGCAGAUCCACAUUCAGCAGCCAACCGUCUCUGUCGCCUCCGGCACAUCCAUCACGACUGUCCAACAUGCCAUCCUGCAGCACCACGCAGCCACCGCUGCUGCAAUGGGCAUCCACCCCGCACAUGCCCACCAUCCUCACCCUGCACAUGCUCAGCUAGCACAGGUGCAUCACAUUCCCCAGCACCACCUUACUCCCAUCUCCCUGUCCCCGUUAGGCCCCUCUCUUGGUCAUUCUUUGGGACACUCUCUGGGACAUGCGGGGCUUAUUCCUGCCCACCCAACAGCCUUCCUGUCCGGUCAGCCUAUUCAUAUUAUCCCUGCUUCUGCACUUCAUCACACACCCUUGGCUCUCCACCAUGUCCCGCACGCAGCCCUCUACCCAACACUAUUUGCACCUCGGCCGUCCCAGGCUGCUGCAGCGGCGGCUCUCCAGCUACACCCACUUCUGCACCCAAUAUUCUCAGGACAGGACCUCCAACACCCGCCUAACCAUGGCUCUUGAGUGACGAUGGAUACAAAACAGGAUGUAAUCACUUAGAACACUGACAGAGGUCUGCGACGAUCUUGAUUUAGGGAUGGGGAUGAAGUCUUUGCAUCAGUGUAUAGGAAGUCAGACAUGUUGUAAAAUCACAGUUUUACAAUCAGACUAAAGUGGUCAUUAUGUGUUGCAGCCUGUGUUGGUUAAAAAAGGUGACACUAGCAUUUUAAUAUUGGUUUGUUUGGAUUUUUAAUUUUUUUCUUUUUCACUCAUGUUUCCUGUUUUAAAGGCAGGUUCAUAGUUGUAACGAGACAUUCUGUUGAGAUUGUCUUAUAAACCAAUUGGGUCUGCAUUCUCAACCUCACUAACCACUGGAGUUUUUCUUUUGUUUUUUUGUUUUUCCUCAUUUAUGCGGUCAUAAUCUUUGCUAAGUUUGGCAUCCAAGGAGAUCCAUAAUGGUUGAGAUUAUAUAGAGGAUCAUGAUGAGACAGGACAUAGAUUUUGUUACAGAAACUAACAACUUCACCUCUGUUUUUGUGAUGGACUCAAUGAUGUGACACUUUUCCCCAUAUAACUACCUGCUCUUUAUUGAAUUCUUGGUCUCAAAAUAAUUUGUAUUGCUGUAGUUUGUACAUAUAUCAGUGUGUAAUGUGAAGAAGCCAGCUAUUGACUAUGAAAUAGCUAUGGUGUCUAAACUGGUUUGACGCUGUCACAAAAGAAGUCCUCUAAAUUUGCAGAAAUGUGGCAGAGGUUUGAACAUCUUAAUAUUCUGAGGCAAAACUCCUGUUUUCCCAUUGGAGGGUACGUGUGAAUGAAUUGCACUGAAAUCUGUACAUUGGGGUGGUGCUUGGGCAUCAUGUAACAAUAAGAUUGUAGUAUACUGCAAUAAUUGUAUUUUUAUUUUUAAAUUAUUUUCCAAAUGCUCUUCAGAAGAAGAGCUUUGUUUGGCUUUUUUCUGUAAUUUUGUAAAUAAAAAUGCUGUAGAUUAACCUAUUAACAUUCUGAAAAGGUUGACACUGCUGUUGGUAAAGCAGUUGAAUUACAAGUUAGUUACAACAUGGAUACGUGUUUUAUCAAGGUUGGUUCUUAAAAUGCUCCUGCUGAGGAUGGCUGGGAUCCCAGACAAGUUAUCUGUCAAAAAACAAAAGUUGUGACUCUUGUAUUUUUAAAAACAUAACUGUUUCAACAAAUAAAACUUUGAGUCCAUG